GUCGGCUUCUGCGAGCGGGACCGAGCGUGCGCAGAACUGUUCUGGAGGCGCGAGAGGACGACGGUUGAACUCUGGCGCCGACUCCGCCCACGGUGGGGAGGAGCCACAGGAGCCUCGUGUACUAGUAGCAGCAAGCCGCCGCAGUAAAGUCGCUCUCAUGGCGCCCGGGCUGCUGCUCAUUUCGGUGCUCCUGUUGGCGCUGCACGUGCGCUUGGUCCAUGGCGACACGUGGGAUGCAGCUAGAUUCAGACUGAAUUGUCCUCAAGCACCCUGCUGGCGCUACUGGAAUGGAAAUUGUUAUUGCCUAGAGGCAAAUAAUACGGGGACUUGGACAGAAGCACUAAAAUUUUGCAAGAGAUACAGCUUUACAGAAUUAGUAUCAUUUACUAGUAGUCAGGAAAUGAACUGGAUCUUAGCUUUACCUUUGGAUGAUUUUUGGACUGGAUUGAAUAACUUGGAAAAUAUUAACACUUUUUCAUGGUCAGAAGGUACACCAGCAAAUAUGAGGCUUCCUUGGCUUCAGCUAUCGUCCCCAGCCCAGCCAAAUACUGUGCAUUGUGUGAAAGUUUCCAAACGUCGCUUGGUUGCUUUGCAUUGCAAUGAAAAGGCCCAUUGGAUCUGCAAGCGAAAUGCAGCUGUUGACCGGUACCAGGAACACAAAGGAAAGGUGCUUCUAUCACCACCAGGCUCUGUAUCUCAAGUACAUGCAGAUUUGAUUUCUGCAAAGGCAGCAUGCUUGGAGCUUAGAGAACAAUGUACAGGGAUCACUAUCUGGAAUAAUGCCUAUGCAAUUGCUAGAGGAACUGUAUUGCUAAAAAGUGAAGAGCGCUGGUCUGCAGCAUAUGUCAAAUCAGAUUGCUCCUUGGGUUACUUUGGAAAGAACUGUUCCUCUGUUUGCAGCGGAUGUUAUGGUGAUGAAUUAUGCAAUCCAUACACUGGAGUUUGUGAUAAUUUUCAUUCUUGUAGAGCUCAGGACUCGCCUACUAUUUGUGAUCGAGCUAUGAGCAGUGCAUGGUGUCCACGAUUUUCUGGUUGGAAAUAUUGGGGAAAUGGCUGCUAUUACUUCAGCAAUGUCAGCAUCAGCUGGGCAGAUUCUCGGAAACAGUGCAGAAGAUUCAGAAGUACAGACCUCGUAUGGAUUGGAAGCAGAAGUGAAAUGGACUGGUUGUCCUCUGUAAACCCUCGUGACAUUUUGUGGACUGGGCUGAAUAGCAGGAAGCAAAAAUCCAUAUGGAUUUGGUCAAAUAUGAAAUCAGCUGCUAAAGCAUUACACUGGUUGGAACUAAAAGGGAGCCCAGCUGGAAGAUGUAUGGGUCUUAAUUCAGUAGACCAAACUGCUCUGAGACUAAAUUGUGAGGAAAAACACAAAUUUAUUUGCAAGAGAAUUGAAGUGGAAAAUCUUUUUGAUGUCUAUACUGAUCACUUUCUGUCAGGACCAUUAGAACCUCACUUUUAUACCUCCUUUUCCACCGCUGCAUUAGACUGCUUAAAUGAUGCCAGCUGCACAGGAAUAGUGAAAGAUUACCGAUACUACAGAAGAACAAGAGGUGUUGAUAUAAUUGUUACUUAUGAUGAAACUGCAACUGCAUACAUAAGACGUGAAUGUAACUUUCGUUUCUAUGGUUAUAACUGUGCAUCCGAUUGUAAAAAAUGCUAUGGAGGAUUCAGGUGUAAUUCAGUAAAUGGCAAGUGCCCAGAAAGGAUGCAGUGUAUUGGCCAGUUCAAAGGUGAACUGUGUGAAUUAGGCAUCAGGAAUCCAAAAUGUCCACAGAAUGCCCCAUGGUGGUUUUAUGACGGACACUGCUAUUAUUUUGAAAAGAAAAGGAAACAGCAGUACGCACAGGCAAGCGUGCAGUGUUCAUACUACAAGGAUGUCAACCUUGUCAAAAUUGACAAUGAAAAGGAAAAGAAGUGGCUUAAUACUAUGAUGGAAAGUCAGAGUUGGAUUGGUUUGCUACAGGAAGGAAGUGUGUGGAAAUGGAGUGACGGCCGAGAAGCUGUUGAUCCAUUACACUACUCCUGGUUAUGGGACUUUCCUGCCACAGGAAAUGGAUGUGUUAUGAUGGUUAGAGGAGGCAGACUUAUGGCAUUACCAUGCACUGAGCAACAUUUCUAUGUUUGUGAAAAAGAAAUAGUUGGUCCUGACAUUUUCAUUGAUUACCCUGGGAAAAUAAUGCUGGCUGUUCACCCCCUGGCUGUGUACAAAAACUUUGAGGAAGCAAGAUUCUAUUGUAUAUUAAGAGAGAACUGUACUGGAAUAAGUAGCUGGCCAGACAAACAUUUUCUUGUCACAGGAAUGGAAAUGGUAUCAGGUGUGAGGCAUCAUGUAUUUCACUUGAAGACCGCUUGUUCACCAGGACGUUACGGGUAUGGAUGUGGGGAAGAAUGUCCACCAUGCAGAGAGAAUGCCCUUUGUAACAUGUUGACUGGUUUCUGUGAUGAGAAAGCCUUCUGCAGAGACACAUCCUCUAUAGAGAGGUGUUCAGAAAGCACAGUCAGCCAGAGAUGUCCAGAUAUGGGUAAAUGGCGCUACUGGAACAGAUACUGUUACUAUUUCUCUGUCCAUAUUGAUGCUGAAAAACGCUGGGAAGAAGCCAAUUCUUCGUGCAGUCGUUUUAGGGCUGCUGAACUUCUAUGGAUUGAAGACCAAGAUGAUCUGGAGUGGAUACAAAAGUUUGUUAGAGAAAAAAUAUGGCUAGGACUGCAAGAUAUAAACUCUGAUGAAGUCUGGGCUUGGUCACAUGAGGACAAUGCAGAAAGUACAUUGCAAUGGCUGGAUUUCCCAAAGGGGUACAAAUGGCACAGAUGUGCUGAUAUGUCAAACAAAGGUGUUAUCAGUAAAGUUUACUGUACUGAAAAGAGAGAAUGGGUGUGCAAGAGACCAGCUGGACGAGACCUUGAUGUAUACACAGGCUUUUGGGAUUCACUAGUGAUCUCAGAGAAACCAGCUUUGUCAACCAAUUAUACUUACAAUUAUUCAAGGGAUGAAUGUAUUAGAUUGAAGUCAAGAUGUCUUGGCUAUGGAUUGUGGAAAAAUGGAUAUUUCUUGUUCAAUGGUUUAAGAUUAGUUGGUGGCGGAUUUGGUCCAAGUGUAACAUUUUUAAAAACAGCAUGUGACUAUGGAUACUAUGGGCCAGAGUGUGAAUCUGAAUGCCGGCCCUGUCAUUGGGACAAACCAUGCCACCCUGUUACGGGAACAUGUGAAGGUCCCAUUGUUUGUGUUGCACCUCAGCGUGUAGGUACAUGCCCUUUUGGCUUGUACAGUUUAAGAUGCCCCCUUGGUGAUGGCUGGUGGUACUGGGGAGGAAAAUGCUACUUGAUAGAUGAAAAAAGAAAAGUGGCAUGGAGUGAAGCACAGGAGCUAUGCAGACGUUUUAAAGACACAAAUCUACUUGAGAUACAAAGCCUUGAGGAAAAGACAUGGGUGAAAGCAAUGAUAAAUCAACAAAUGUGGGUAGGAAUGAAAUGGCAUUCAGAGACGUCUCGUUGGCAAUGGGGAGAUGGAACAAAUGUGAACACUAAUAUAGAUUGGUUAAAUAUAGAAGGGAACAAGCUUGAUGGCUGCGGUACUAUUCUCAAAAAUAAGCGACUAUUGCAAUCAGCAAAGUGCUCUGAGAAGUUUUAUUUUAUAUGUGAAAGAGAAGAAUCAAUGAAUAUAUUCCAGGAAUACAAAGGUCACAUUAUACCACAACGACAAAACGCAUUGCCAAAAAUGUUCUAUACUUUGAGUGAUGCUGAAGAGGAUUGCAUUUUUGAGAAAACUACUUGUACUGGUAUAGUUUUAUCACAAGGCCAGUAUUAUAUGGUUAGUGGAACAAAUAUAUUCAAAAGCAUUGAUGCACAUGACACCUUAUAUGUGAAGUCUGUUUGCAAUCCUGGAUUUUUUGGUACAAAUUGUCAAUUCACUUGCAAAAAGUGUGCCAAUAACUUACCUUGCCAUCCGAUUACUGGAGAAUGUGUAGCCAUUGGCCCUACCAAGUGUACCUUGGAUUCCCCAGAUCCAGAGUGUAAUGCAAAAGCUUUCACAAAUCCGUGCCCAAAGAAGCCCCAGUGGUACCAUUAUUCCAAGUCAUGUUACUAUGUGGAACACACAAAAACAGCCACAUGGACCGAUGCCAGGAUUGCAUGCCAAGGAUUUAAGGGAACAGACCUAGUUAAAAUUACAAACAGUCAUGAAAAGAUGUGGGUACAGUAUACAGGAGAUGACAGCUGGAUUGGUUUGAUCUUCAGCAAGAGGUCAUAUCAAUAUAUUUGGGUAGAUAACACAACUUCAAUCUUUCAAAAUGCAUGGGUGGUUAGGCAAAACAGAAGAUAUACACAAUCUGUUUCUGAUUGUGGAGUUGCUUUCAAGAGAUAUCUUUCUGUGAUUGAUUGUUCUCUUCACAGAAAAUGGAUUUGCAAGAGACAAGAUGUUGAUCUCUUUACUGAAUUCAUUGGAAGAGCAUUUUACCUUCCUGAUGGAAAAGCUCCUAAGUAUUCUACUUUAAAUGAGGCUAAACAGGCCUGUUUAGUCUUGUCAACGUGUAUUGGAGUGGUAGAAGCAGGGAAAGAUUUCAUGAUACACACUGGUCUAAGCAUAUACAAUACCAGGGACAAAAGUGUGAAAACCUGGAUUAAAUCAGAUUGUGUCGCUGGAAGAUUUGGGGAGAACUGUGAACAAAUAUGCCGCAAGUGUGGUGAUGAUGUGCCAUGCAACCCCUAUACAGGGUUGUGUGGUGACAGCUUGUUUUGCAGCAAAAAUGACCCUACUUUCGCUUGCAAAAAAGGGACCUUGAUUGGUGGGAGAUGUCCUGUUGAAGAUGGCUGGGUGUACUGGCAUGGCAGCUGUUAUUACUUCCCCAAAGCAACAGAAAAUACAUGGUUCGAUGCAAGAGAUAUGUGUAGACGAUAUAGGGACGCAGACCUUCUCUGGAUAUCUAGUAGAAACGAGAUGGAUUCACUUCUUACUAUAUUGCCAAGAGGAGUCUAUUGGAUUGGUCUUUAUGGUGGUCUAUUUUGUACCCAUUUGGAGUGGUCAAAGGCUACUGUUUUAUACACAGAUUUAAUAUGGUUACGUAAUAAUUCGUGGACGUUCUUCUGGAAUUGCUGUGUGCAGCUAGAUGUUCCCGAAGGUUCAAUGCCAGGAACUAGUUGUUACAGGAAAAAAUCGUGGGUUUGCAAGAAAAGAGAAGAGGAAAGUACGGAUUUCAUCGAGUUUGGUGGCUAUUACCUCACUGGCAUUGUCAACAACACUAAAGUAGUCACCCACGUAUCAUUACAUGAUGCCUUUCUGCAUUGCAGAGACAAAAGAAGUCUUUGCACUGGAGUUCAAAGGAUAAGAGCUACGUACAUAACACUGAUUGCAAAGCGUCUUGUAUUUGUCAGGGGAUCAUUUGCAAAUCUCUAUACUGCAUAUUUGAAAUCUGCUUGCACACCAGGCUAUUAUGGUCCUGAUUGUAGUAUAAACUGCACCUGUAAUGGCACUAAGAACUGCAAUCCAUUAACUGGAGAAUGUGCAGAAAACGAGCAGUGUAACGAAGACUUCAUAGGAAAAGAUUGUGAAGAAGGUGUGAUUAAUCUUAAGUGUCCAACAGAUCCUGGAUGGUGGUACUGGAAGGACAAUUGUUAUUACAUAGAGACGGUGAAGCAAUUCACUUGGGAAGGAGCAAAGGAUUUCUGCAAUGCUUAUUAUGAAACUGAACUUAUACGACUGCCACUAAACAAAGAGGAAAAGGUCUGGCUGAUGUCUAUGAUAAAGGAUGCUAUAUGGACAGACUCAGCAGUGCCAAAACUCAAAGAAAUGACUAACUCUCAAGAAAUGUACGGAAAAGCUUCUUCCACCUGCACACAAAUGAGGAAGAACGGGGACCUUGAAGAAGUUCCGUGUUCGUUCUUUGCUAUCUUGGCUUGUAAAAGAAGUGUAGAUGCCAAAAUGUUCUGGCUAUACCCUGGAAAGAUGCUCAUCUUGCCUGUGGGGGACAAAAUGUAUAUACAAAAGGAGCUUGCAAUAUCAGCCUGCCUUUUAGAAGAAAAAUGCACUGGAAUCAGCUUUUGGAAAAGACAGUAUGUACCAGUCAGUGGUAAAGAACUGAUCUCAACUAACUCAAAGUCGGAUGCUACAUUCAUGAAAACUGCUUGCAGAGAAGGACAUUUUGGAGCCUUUUGUCAAGAAAGGUGCCCAGAAUGUCCAGAAGAUAAACCAUGCAAUAGAUUAACAGGAAAGUGUGCUGGUGAUGUGACCUGCUCAGAACAUGAUUUAAAGCUCUGUGAAAUAAAUCUGAGAAGCCAGUUUUGUUACUACAGUUGGACAUACUUCAAUGGACAGUGUUAUUACAUUCCUUCAUAUGGGCAGAUUAAUCAUAGUGAUGCAGAAUACAUGUGCAGCCUUUUUAAAGGAGCCCGGCUUCUACAUAUGACUAGCAAUGAUGAAAAGGAUUGGGUAGCUAAAGUGAUCUCUAAAAUAUUCUGGGUUCACAUAGCUGGCCCAGCUUUCCAGCCAAAAAUGUGGCUUUCACAGGAAGAAAAGCUAGAAGGCAGGAUUCUUUUUGAUGCCGAGCAGUUGUGUCCUCAGAUGCAACCUGCUGUGGCUUUUUUGAUAUCAGCUCCUUGUUCAGGAAAUGCUUCAUGGAUCUGUCAAGCCCCAUUAGCAUCUGAGCCAGUGGAUGAUCCAGAAAAGUGGUGGAUUCCAGUAGUGAUAUCCACUUUAGUUACCACUGCUGUACUGGUAGUGACUGUGAUUGUUACAUUUAAAUAUGGGUUCUCUAUUCAAAAAGAAGGAAAUGAAGCAAAUGAUGUGAAAACGCCAUCAUCUUAAAUCAGAUGCCAAGCUUACCGUUCCAUGGUCAUACGGUUCUUCAUAGAAGAAAGAACAAGCACUAAUGUAUAUUGUUGGCCACCUGAGAAGCAAACUCUGUGAGCUCCUUUUGCCUUGUUCUUAAAAUAUUUUGAAUUGUAGAGGUGGGUUUGACAGGUGAAAUAGUAAGUGUAAAAGGCAAAGAAGCAAAAAAGGAAUUGAAAAUUUGUUCAGUGUCUUAACAGACUUCAGAAAGUGUCCAGGAACAUGAAUAAAGUUGUAUAAUAGAUGCUCCUUCAGUGAUUCAGAAGAAUGGCUGUCUGCUUCCAGCACUGAGUUUCACAAAGCAGGAGUGUAUUCAAUAAGCAAAGACUGGUUGAACAUAACCCUUCUACUUUACUCCUUCAAGUGUGUGUUCCUGUUUGUUAGAUUUUUAAAUAAACUUGAAGGAAAAUAUGCUCAUAUCCUCUAGUAGAUUGUUUGAAGAUAAUGAACCUUAAAGCUUCUAGCUAUCCAUCAUUGGUACUCCAUUCACUUCAUACCUUCAUCAAAAGAAUACUACGGUAAUUCUGUAGGUUGUUUUUCAAACAACUAUUAUCCAAAAACUUUGGCAUUAUCCCUAGGACAUAACGAUGAUGUGCUGCGCUACACUUAGUUUUGACUAUACAAGAAAAAGGUAGGUUUAGGAUUUAGAAUAGAUUAUUAUAAUGAUAAUUAGGAGAGAUGGGUGGUUUUGAAGGACAUUAUUUUUUUGUUCCUGACUUGCAAGUUAGUUUUUAGAGAAACAUUUUUAUUUGCAUAUUCUGGGGAGAUGUUGUAAUCAGUGGGGGGAGGGGGUUAGUAAAUGUAAAUAAGUGAAUACAUACAUUGAAUUGAUAUCAACUGCUGUUUAAAUUGCUGCUAUAGCAUUGCAUUUCUAUUGAGGAUCUGUUGUCACACAAAAAGAAACAGUAAAUGUAAUUCAAAUUGCCUUUGAAUGUUUGGCGGUUGUAUUUUGGAACUUUAGGCAUCCAUACCUGAAUGCCUUAGAAUAAGUUUCAGUAACUGAAGCUGAUCACAUAAAAAUUAUUUGUAAAGGAAAACCAGGAAAAUAUCAACAUCAUACCAAACUGAAAUUUGUAACACUUGGUACAUAAUAGCCAAAAGGAUAAAAAAAAAAUACUGUAUCUGUGUAGGUCAAAAAAAAUGGCAAAGUGGUGAACUACAUCUUCCUAGACUCUUCUGCUGACUCAGAGUGGGGUUAGGGAUUGGUGAAAAACUGCUACCAGUCAAAGUAGGCGGCACUGGGCUAGAUAACUGGUGAUCUAAUGCAGUAUAAAGUAGCUUCAUAAUGGCAGGCUGCUGAUUCUCCUUUUGUAUGCCAUGCUGCUUUAUCCCCAUUAGAGGGCAGCAAACAUUUCCAGAAAAACAGCUGAACUUCUAAAACUUUGUUCUAUGGCCUUUGAAUGUGCAAACUGCUUUGCGGCGUUUACCUCACAACCACCAUGUGAAAUAACUGUUCCCAAUUUAUAGUUCACACAACAUAUACAUAGCCAAGCAAGCUUACUAACUUUGAUUGUCAAGACAGAAGUUCAGCUUACUGAUCACUGAAUCAUGCUGGCUGUCAUGGAAUUACAGUAUUAUUUUGCAAUACAGUCUCAGCAUGCAAGCUUGUUUCCAAUUAUUUGGGAGUAAGAGUUGUUGAACACAGUGGGACAUAUAUCCAACUAUAAACAUGCAUGUGAUUAGGCUGCAAGGCUGGUACAGAGUCCAAUCACAAGGUCAAAAUAGAUGUGAUGCUAAAUGUUUUGCGUUUGGGAAUUUAAAAGUUGUUGUUGUUAAAGUUAAAGUUAACAGCAACCACCAGGCAUCGAUUUUGUCAGCACCAUAACUUGUGGGGAAAAUUUUUUUCCACCCUUUCGUGCCUGAUGGAAUGCAGCCUCAGUGGAAUAUCUGUGCCCUUGAAGCUGCUGCUACUUGGUGGAAGAAAGUCUCCCAUUGGUAAUAUUAGCCUAGGUGGGGGGGGCGUGAUUUUUGUUAAAACAAAAUAACUUCAAAUGCUGCAUUUAGUGCAGGGACAGAUUUGGUAACAUGGUGCCCUGAGGACAAAAUUUGGUGCCCUUCCAGCAAUACUUAUUUUUACAACAAUUCCAUUGUGGUACAGUUUCUUUUUAUGGAUCUCACACUAUUGUUGUUCUUGUUAUUUGCAACCCAAUUGUGUGGGGUAACCGUCCACACCACCCAAAAUCUAGUGUCACAUCUGGAUUUAACACCAGUGCCUGAAUUGUUUGGGGAGUGAGUCCAAUAAGCUCACCUCUUUAGCCUUCUAAAAAGUAUAGCACUGCAAAAAGUGCACACCCCUCCCCCCUCCAGUUGCGAAAGAGGGAGCCAAGGCUGAUUCAGUCUU
Molecule: messenger RNA, 9158 nt
Organism: Podarcis muralis (Common wall lizard)
Lineage: Eukaryota; Metazoa; Chordata; Lepidosauria; Squamata; Lacertidae
Source: RefSeq, a predicted model, not a curated record